UUGGUGACGUAUCGCCUUUAUAGGAAAGAAGAAUUCGACAAGUGGUUCAUUAAAACUGCCACGGAUAUGAGGAGACAAAUGGAGGCACAAAGAGAAACGAUGAGAGAGGAGAUAAAAAUCAAUUUCGAUUCGGUAAAGGUUAAGUGCAUCGAAGACUACCUCGAGGCCAUUAGAGCCUUGGAAAAAGAGUACGAAGAGAAAAUACAGAAAUGUUCGUCUUUUUAUACGGAGCAAACGAAAAUCGAAUACGAGAACACUAUUCCCCACGUUUCCGCAAGAACCGAUGCAAAGAAGACCAAAAGAAAGCUCAUUGUCACUUUCAGAAACUUUGGUUGGUUUCUGCGGCAUGGAGAACGGUUGAUCUUCCCUUGGACUACAGUUGAGCAGUGCCACAGUUUGGAUGCUUUGGCCACUUCGAUAUACGAAAGCCAGUUCAUUCCGUCAAAAGUCCUCAACGCUUCAAGACCUUAA
This is a messenger RNA of Soboliphyme baturini, 471 nucleotides long. The record is from the annotation of a GenBank genome assembly. Lineage: Eukaryota; Metazoa; Nematoda; Enoplea; Dioctophymatida; Soboliphymatidae.